Molecule: messenger RNA, 850 nt
Organism: Dermacentor silvarum
Lineage: Eukaryota; Metazoa; Arthropoda; Arachnida; Ixodida; Ixodidae
Product: CRISP/Allergen/PR-1
Exons: 3
Coding region: 41-850 (269 amino acids)
Cellular component (GO): extracellular region
Source: RefSeq, a predicted model, not a curated record
CUGGGCUACCGGCUCCCUCUUGCUGGCGGUGACAGCGUGGAUGUCCGCGUCCACGCCAGUCCUGGCCGUAUGCCGCCCCGAGUACCGCAAGAGACCGACUCACACUGCCUGCCAGAGUCCCGCUUCUUGGUGCAAGGUGACCGUUAGCGGCGUGGACGCGGCCGAGCGCGCCCGUAUUCUGAAGAUGCACAACGACUACCGGAGCCAGGUCGCAAAGGGUCGACUGCCGGGAUUUCCGGCGGCAGCCGACAUGCAGGAGCUGUUGUGGGACGACGAAAUGGCCGACGUGGCGCAGGCCCACGCAAGCCUCUGCGUACCGCCCGGCGGACGCUUGGACCACGACAAGCACGAAGACCGCUUCACGACGCGCUUCGAUAUCACGGGCCAGAACUUGGGGCUGCAGUUCUCGUCGCACCCUCCUGCUGGACCCGACUGGAAGCCCGUCAUCGACGGGUGGUUCAACGAGUACGCGGACUACCCGCCGGACCUCGUGUCCGGGUUCCCGAGGCAGCAGACGCGCAAGGCAACGGGCCACUUCACUCAGGUUGUCUGGGCCAAGAGUCGCUACGUGGGCUGCGGCUACGCCUACUACAUCGCCACGGGGACGCGCCUGCCGCACAUGCGCAAGUACACGUGCAACUACUACGAGGGCGGAAACGUGGUCACGCGGCCGGUGUACCUGAGCGGCACCACGUGUAGCGCCUGCCCGCCCUCGACCCGGUGCAAGCUGUCGACGGGUCUGUGCGGCGACCAGUCAUCGGGCCAGCAAGCAUCAUUGUUGGCUCAGCAGAACCUGGUAACCUUUAUCGCUGCAGUGAGGAAAGGCGUGCCCGGCGGGACUCUGGACUGA